Episyrphus balteatus (marmalade hoverfly) is the source of this 2476-nucleotide messenger RNA. RefSeq names its product ATP-dependent RNA helicase SUV3 homolog, mitochondrial (gene Suv3). Gene Ontology annotation, molecular function: ATP binding; hydrolase activity, acting on acid anhydrides; RNA helicase activity. Lineage: Eukaryota; Metazoa; Arthropoda; Insecta; Diptera; Syrphidae. The transcript is spliced from 9 exons. The record is from RefSeq and is a predicted model, not a curated record. Gene Ontology annotation, biological process: RNA catabolic process; mitochondrial RNA 3'-end processing. Gene Ontology annotation, cellular component: mitochondrial degradosome. The coding region runs from base 126 to 2411 and encodes 761 amino acids.
UUGCCAUAUCUCCAUACCACACGCUUCUGUUGUGAUGUAAAAUAAAAAAUUAAAAAAAAAAAUUCCUAUUUAUAUGGAGAAAAACUUUUUCCACAUUAUUUUAUUUAUAAAUUUCUCGUGAUAUAAUGUUAAAUACAAAACGUGGAAUAGGUUUAAUAUGUUCCGCCACACAUCGUCUAUCAAUUUCAAAAUUCUCUUUGCCGCGACAACCUUACAUUCUAUCAAAAUGUGUCCAUGUAACCGGCUAUCAUCAAGCUCGUGGCAAGAAACCUGGACCAAAUAAUGUUUCAGCAUUAUUUAAGCCAGUCUUGGUUCGUCCAACUGACGAUGAGAUAAAUGUUGGAGCUGAACUUGUUGGGAAGCUAGACAAAACAGAUUUAUUAAAUACACUUAAUAAAUUUACACAAAAACGAGAAAUUAAACUUUUGUGUAUUGAAAAUGGAUUAGAUUCUUAUUUACAGCAACAGGCAUUUGCCUCAUUUAGACGAUACUGCAUUGAAGCAGAGAAUCUCCCAGUGGAUUUGCACAUCACAAUUAGUGACAUUUUGCAUGGAGCUGGUCAUAUUGAUGAUAUAUUUCCAUAUUUCUUGCGUCAUGCUAAAACUAUAUUCCCACAUCUUGAUUGCAUGGAUGAUUUGAAGAAGAUAUCGGAUUUGAGAACGCCGGCUAAUUGGUAUCCGAGUGCUAGAGCGAUUACUAGGAAAAUCAUUUUUCAUGCGGGGCCAACUAAUUCGGGAAAGACUUAUCAUGCAAUGGAGAGAUUCCUUACAGCUAAAUCGGGAGUCUAUUGUGGUCCGUUGAAAUUAUUGGCUACGGAAGUAUUCAAUAAAUCAAAUGAGAGAGGAACUCCAUGUGAUCUUGUGACUGGAGAGGAGAGGAAGUUUGGCAUUAAUGAAAACACACCCGCCGCACAUGUAGCAUGCACUGUGGAGAUGACUUCUGUAACGACUCCAUAUGAAGUUGCUGUCAUCGAUGAAAUCCAGCUGCUCAAAGAUCCCCAAAGAGGUUGGGCAUGGACGAGAGCGUUUCUUGGUUUGAUUGCUGACGAGGUACAUGUUUGUGGUGAAGCUGGUUCACUUGAACUUUUGCAAAAAAUUUGCGAAACAACUCACGAAACAGUUGAAGUUAACACAUACAAUCGUCUGACUGAACUAACCAUCGAAGAUUCAGCCUUAGUAACACUUGACAAUGUCCAACCAGGAGAUUGUAUAGUUUGUUUUAAUAAGAACGACAUCUACUCUGUUUCCAGAGAGAUCGAAGCGAGAGGGAAGGAAGUGGCUGUGAUUUAUGGAGGACUCCCUCCAGGAACCAAACUCGCUCAAGCAGCUAAAUUUAAUGAUCCUGAAAAUAGUUGCAAAGUCAUGGUUGCAACAGAUGCUAUUGGAAUGGGAUUGAAUCUAAGCAUUCGUCGAAUAAUUUUCUAUUCAAUUAUAAAACCAACAAUGAAUGAAAAAGGCGAGCGAGAAAUAGAUACAAUUUCUGUGUCACAAGCUUUACAAAUUGCUGGACGAGCUGGUCGAUUUAAAACUCAAUGGGAACAUGGAUAUGUGACCACAUACAAAGCAGAAGAUUUGCCAACAUUGAAAAAUAUCUUAACACAAAGUCCAGAUCCGCUUAAAAAAGCUGGACUUCAUCCAACUGCAGAUCAAAUUGAAUUGUAUGCUUAUCAUUUGCCAAAUUCGACUUUGAGUAAUUUGAUGGACAUCUUUGUGACUCUUUGCACUGUCGAUGAUUCCUUGUACUUUAUGUGCAAUACUGAAGACUUUAAAUUCUUAGCUGAAAUGAUUCAGCAUGUACCUCUGCCGCUGAGGGCUCGUUAUGUCUUUUGCUGUGCUCCAAUUAACAAAAAGAUGGCUUUCGUUUGUUCGAUGUUCCUUAAGAUUGCCAGACAGUACAGUAAAAGUGAACCAAUCUCAUAUGAAUUUAUCGCUCAUCACUGUGGCUGGCCACUAGGCUUGCCAAGAACAAUCUUAGAUCUAGUCCAUUUAGAGUCAGUCUUUGACGUCAUGGAUCUGUAUCUCUGGUUGAGCUAUCGUUUCACUGAUAUGUUCCCAGAUGCAGCUCAAGUCCGAGUAUCACAAAAGGAACUCGAUGAGAUUAUUCAACAGGGCGUGUUCCAAAUUACUCGUCUGCUCAAAAACACAGAAGCCAGUCAACAAGCUGGUGAUAAUGAGCCAUCAUAUCCAGUUAGAAGAUCGACCUCUACCAAAGAACCUCGUAUACCAGCCAGUGCUAGAGGUAGACUGACUGAACGCUUGCUAGCUCAAGGCCUCCUAACUCCUGGCAUGCUGAGUGAGUUGCGCAAAGAAUGGGGCCAACAACAACAACAUAGAGACAGAGGUCAUAGUCCUUCAGAUAGUGAAGAUGAUGAUGAUUCGCCAAGAAAACCUAGGAGAAAGCGGAAAAAGUAGAAAACUCCCAAAACACGAAAACAAUAAAAUUGUUGAACAAAAAAUAACUAUAAAUACCACUAGAA